Messenger RNA from Plasmodium coatneyi, 3750 nucleotides. RefSeq lists its product as uncharacterized. The record is from RefSeq and is a predicted model, not a curated record. The transcript has a single exon. Bases 1 to 3750 code for a protein of 1249 amino acids. Lineage: Eukaryota; Apicomplexa; Aconoidasida; Haemosporida; Plasmodiidae.
AUGGCGCCAGUUCCACUUGUCGCCCUAGUGGCGUACCUCUCCCUCUCGCAACGCACAAGCAGCAAUGUGGUAGUCCACCCGUCACUCACAGACUUUUUCGUUGAACGCAUCGGGGAUCACAUCUUCACCUCGUUCGACAACGUGAUUAGCAAAAGGCUAUCCUCCCCCAGCUGUUCCAGUUCGGCAGACACGAGCUGCCACCUGGUCCACGCGGGGGCCAUCGGCUGUGCAGAUGAACAGACCGGUCAGGACACCAAACAGCAGACAAUCAAGAGGAGAGAGAAAAAAAAAGUUACCUAUAACGAACAGGACGACGAGAAAUAUACUUACCUGCACACUACGCCGUUCUAUGCGAUUCCAAGGGAGGGAACAUAUCCAACUAGUAGAGAAUGGGAAAAUGAGGAGGAUAAAAGCAGUGAAAAGGAACCUGCAAAGAACAAAGACGGAAGGAAUGUUUGGAUGAAGGGCUUCCACUUCUUGGUGGACGUAUUCACAUCCAUCACGAGGAAGAAGCAACAUCCAAUAAACACCUCGAAGAAGCUACCCCCAUCUUAUUUUAUCAAUUAUAGAAGAACGAACAUAGUAGGUGACACCAGUGAAUUCAGCAACAAACCUACCAAGUAUAAUUUUAAAGGCCUGUUCAUAGGGGAACACCUGAAUGACGCAAAAAACUUUUCUUUUCUUUCGCCACUUUCUUUAGCCAUUGAUGAAAUAGACUUCAACCAGAUCUUCAUGCAGGCGUGGGACGUGGACUCCUACUCGAGUUACGUCUUUUUGGAUAACGCGGAUUUGCUCGGGGUGGGGAAAGACAAGAAAAAGAAAGCCGAGGGUUCCCCUGGGGGGAAUGUCUCCGUUGGGAAGGAGGAAAAGAGCAGCAACCUCUCACAAGCAGCCGCAACUCCUACUUCGAGUAGAGCCGACGGAUGGGUGGGCAACAUCCAGUCUAUCCUGGACCUCUCCAACAACGGGAAGGAAGAACACCCCCCUAGCAAGCACCCCAGUGAGGGUGAACAUACCGAUGAGGUCACUCCCCCGCAGGUAAACGAAACAGACGCAGAAGAAAAAAAAAAACAUGUAACAGGAAAGCACGUCACACCAAACACCAUAAAGAAAAUUUUAAACAGGUUAAGGAUACCAUCCGAAACGAGCAACUAUGAUGGGAUGGUAAAAACAAACAGACAGAUGAAAGUGGGGAUAUGUACAAGGCAAAGUAGGGCAGGGUCCCUACUCCAAUUAGUACUAAAGAAGACACUAGUCAGUAGUUCCCCUUAUAGAAAACACCUUAAGGGGAAGGGGAAAAAACACACGGAUCAUCCCCCCUUCACGUGUGCAUUCUUCCGCUCGGUUAACCAUUCCGAGGUUGUCCUUUUUUUUGAAAAAAUUACAUCCCCCAAUGGGAUCACCCCAGGGAAGACAACCUGGAACGAACAAACACCGAACGGAAGGGACUUCACAAAAGAAGUAUUCAAACUGAAAAGUAGUGCAUUAUACAAAAAGUGGUCUAACAGAAACAACCACCACAGCAGAGGAUUCACCGAUAUUAUUUCUACGAACCCAUUAAAGAAUCUAACUGUGCAUGCAAAUUAUGAGUACAAAAAGAAUCUUUUCAAACUGCAUGCAGAUUACAAUGGCAUAAGUAAAAGCAUCAUGGUUGUGCGGAGUUAUGAGAAGAAGGCUCUCCUAAAGUUCAUCUUCCAGGUGGACAUAUGUUACAAUGAACUCUACGUGGAUAACGCCGUUCAGAUGCGCUACGUGAACUCGGACGUAAAGCCCAAUUUGAUCCUGAGGGGCAAGUGGAGUUGCUGUACUCUGGGGGGUCCGCACCAUUUUUACAACGACAGAAACAACAAGGUGGAUUCUCAACAGGUGGGUGGAGUAGACGAACCAGUAAGAGGUGACGGAGGAGGUGCACCUCCGCAUGAAUCCCCCCAACCGGAAACGGACACGGGAAAAAUCUACUGGCACGAACAGAUUCUGAACAACAAAGUAGAACCUGCGGAACGGUACAAGAGACUCAAAUCCUUAUCCUUGGAAAAUCCCCGUUUGGAGGAAAUUAGAGAGAGGACAUACUGGAUGGACAGGCAUGUGCGUAACAGUGGGGACGUCCUCCUAUUAUCCACGAAAGGAUCAGUGGAAUUCAAAACGCCGGUCGUUGUUAGCGAUCUGUAUGUGCGUCUGCACCCGAACCCGCUUUACAGAUCCGCCUGCGGGGGGAAGGUAAAUGCACAGGAGACCCUAUUGGAUGCAUGCAAACAGGGAAAGCCAUACAACAUGCACGUCCUUUUUAACUUCUACCUUAACAAAAGCAAGAAAUACUCAGCGGCGUUGGAGAUUUACGUAGAAGCCCUACACCAUGAAAACCGUCACAGAUACUACACCGUCCGACAGUCCCCCGGACAUACGAACCCACUAAACGUGAUGACUCUGCUCAAGGGGAACAUAAAUCAAUACAGAGUUAAUAAAAUAGAAAUAGAAUAUUCGUUCAAUCCUCACCCACUUGUACAACGAGAGGAAUCCAUUCACCACAGCAGGUUGCCCUUCCUCGUGUCAGUGUGUAAUAUAACGACGAACCAAAGUCAGAAGGUCUACAACUACGUGCCUACGUUUUUCGUGUCCAGGGGAGACUUCCUCCUGGUGCUCAGUCGAAUCGAGCCCAACGAGGGGGAAACACCAGACACAACUGGCACGACGGGCACGGGCAGCACCACCAGCGCGGAAAGGAACCACAACAACAAGCACAACAGAUUCAUCAGCAACACUUCCUUCUCAAUUUUCACCUCGCUGAGCGAACCCAUUUUCUGGGCGCACAUAAUGCAGCUCCGCUGCGGCGUUAGCCAAUGUCAUUAUGAUCAAACCACUGAACGAUUUUUGGUGACCACCUUGGGAGGACGACAGGAAGGGAUGACACAAGUUAGCCAAGAGGUAAUCCCUCAGAGACGGCUCUUCCAACCCAACGCACACAUCGUCCCAUCCAUAAACGGAAAAAACAUAGCAGAAGGAGAAGACGCUGAGAUGAGCGAAAUUCAGAAGGCGUAUCUAGACCUCCUAGAGAGGGGGCAACCAAGUGAGUCGCAACAACCAAGUGGCCGAAUGGGCGAGACGAACCAGACGACCACCCCCAAUGCAGCCAAUACGGCCAAUGCGGCCAAUGCGGCCAGUGAACCCAGACCCCCCCAACUUACCCCACCACGCAAAGAGCAGAUCGUGGCUUACGACAUGACCAACAUGCUCAACCUCGAGCACACCCAGAAGAGGUAUAUCAUCCCCCCGUACCGAAAGGGAAUAUACAUAUGUCUGGAAAGUAAAAGGAACCAAUUAGUGUAUGACCCGAAUGACUACCUGUUCUACCGGAAGAGAAGCGAAAAGAUCAAUGUAGGUAACGACACUAGAGAUGCUAUGCCAGCCAUGUGGAUCUACUCAGCUCUCCUACCAACAGAAAGUGCCCUUCUGGACCUCUCCUUCCUCACGAAAAAUAAGUUUACCCUGAAGAUGGUCCAAACGAAUGACACCAAAGUUUACUUCAAAAACAUCAUACCGUUGACUCGUUACGAGGAUUAUACGAAUAUAGAAAAACACUACAGCGAGAACGUCAUAAAAAUCAGCUUCAUCGACUUAAAGCAGAAUGGGUUCAUGUCUGACCUGCUGGGCCAAACUAUUGACAGCCAACUUUACAGGGCCAAGGUGAUCGAAUUUCUUAAGAGCAAGUUCAGCACAGUCGUGCAGUUCGCUUCGGAGGACAUGGGGAGCUAA